Molecule: messenger RNA, 1188 nt
Organism: Indicator indicator
Lineage: Eukaryota; Metazoa; Chordata; Aves; Piciformes; Indicatoridae
Product: cornulin-like
Exons: 3
Coding region: 1-1188 (395 amino acids)
Biological process (GO): regulation of phosphatidylinositol 3-kinase/protein kinase B signal transduction; cellular response to cytokine stimulus; positive regulation of cell cycle G1/S phase transition
Cellular component (GO): cytoplasm
Molecular function (GO): transition metal ion binding
Source: RefSeq, a predicted model, not a curated record
AUGUCCCAGCUGCAGGAGAACAUCCACAGCAUCAUCACUGCCUUCUAUAACUGCAGCAGAGGUGAGGGCAGCUGCAGCCCCCUGAGCAGGGAGGAGCUGAGGCAGCUCAUGGAGCAGGAGUUUGAGGAUGCAAUGGAGAGCCCCCAGGACCCCACCACUGUCACGAAGGUGCUGUGCUUCCUGGCUGAUGACAGCAGCUGCAGGGUGGACUUCAGGGAGCUGCUCAGCCUGGUGUUCAGGGUGGCCAAGGCUUGCUACCAGCCACAGCAGCAGCCCCAGGCUCUGGGGGAUGCUCAAGAGCCAACAGGGCAAGAGAAGGCAGGGGGGAAACAGCUGCUGGGGCUGAGCACUGGGGAGAGGACUUCCCACAACCAGCAGGGCCCUGAGCAGGCUGUGAGCAAGCAGAGCACUGAGACACAGGACCCAGAGACAACAGCAGAACAGGACCCAGAGACACCAGAACAGGACCCAGAGACAGCAGAGCAGGACCCAGAGACAGCAGAACAGGACCCAGAGACACCAGAACAGGACCCAGAGACAGCAGAGCAGGACCCAGAGACAGCAGAACAGGACCCAGAGACAGCAGAACAGGACCCAGAGACAGCAGAACAGGACCCAGAGACAGCAGAACAGGACCCAGAGCACCAUCAAAGUCAGGAAGGUGAAAGACUGGAGCAAGAGCAGGACACACAGCAGGAGGAUGGCACUGAAGCACCAGAAGGGGAUCCAGAGAGAGGUGAGGUGCUGGACACUGCAGCUCCAGAGCAGAACAGAGCUGAGGCUGAAGAGGCUGAGACACCAAAGCAGGAUCUCAAAAGCUCUGAGGCCCCAGGACCUGAGGCACCAGGAGAAGGCUCAGAUCACCCUGAGGCAGAGCCAGCAGAGCAGGACCUGAGUUUUCCCUCUGAGACACAAGACAGAGACCCAAAGAACAAGCCCCAGGUCUGCAAUGGCCCUUGGCAGGACCCAAACCUUGGCGACCCCCAGGAGCUGCUGCCCCAACAGGGACCAUGCCAGGAGGCAGCUUUCCAUCUGCUCCCUGAAUCCAAGGAGUUGGAGCAGGGGCAUGGUGAGGCAGAGGCUCCACCUCACCCAGCUCAGCACCAAGGAGAUGCUCAGCACCAGAGACAGCCUGUGAUGGAGCAGCAGCAGCUGCAGCCUCUGUGCCAGUGGCCACCAGAGCAGUAA